Messenger RNA from Penicillium salamii, 540 nucleotides. The record is from the annotation of a GenBank genome assembly. Lineage: Eukaryota; Fungi; Ascomycota; Eurotiomycetes; Eurotiales; Aspergillaceae.
AUGCCUCUUAAUACUACCGGGGCUGUGAUUCGAAUGCGUCUUUUCAUCAUUUUCCUUGCCAUCGCUUGGCUGGCCCUCGCCGGUCUUAGUUCGGCCACUCUACGCUUUGCGAUCGUCCUGCGAGACCACGCGAAAUCUGACCUCGUCAACUCAAGCAACUCUAUUCUGGAUAUCACAUUCCAAAGCCUCAUGGAUAACGUUGUCGUGAGCAUGGUGGUUGUGGCCUUGGUCUCAGCCCUGUUUUCCAUCUUUGGGUUUGUCCUUGUGAUCUAUCCGAAGUGGCUACAAGAGGAUUACACCGCUCGAUUCUACUACAUUUGCAUUCAAAUCGUUGUGAGCUUGAUCGUUCUCUCCUUGGGGGGUUAUGUGGCCAGCCACGUCCACGGCUUUCAGACAUCUUUCGAGUUUUUUGACAGUGCGAGCCAUUUUCCAUACUACAAGAUUAUGUAUUAUGGAGCAGUUGGCCAGGCCAUGUUCGGUGUUCUAGGGGCCAUUUUGUCUUUCCUACGUCUUGUCUUGCGUGGCUUACGCGAUCGCUAG